AAGCAGUUAGAAGAAUUGAAGUCCCCACGCCUAGUGAAAACCCAUCUGCCAGUGGAACUCCUUCCUUCCUCUCUGUGGAAGAAUGACUGUAAGAUGAUCUAUGUAGCACGGAAUGCUAAGGAUGUUGCUGUCUCUUACUAUUAUUUUCAUAAGAUGGCAAAAAUAUUCCCAGAGCCUGGUACUUGGGAGGAGUUUUUGGAGAAAUUCAUGACUGGAAAAGUGAGUUUUGGUUCCUGGUAUGACCAUGUGAAGGGCUGGUGGGAGAAGAAGAAGGACUACCGUAUCCUCUACCUCUUCUAUGAAGAUAUGAAGGAGGAUGCAAAAGGUGAGUUAUUGAAAAUACUGAAAUUCUUGGGAAAGGAUUUCCCAGAAGAGAUUGUGAAUAAAAUCUUCUAUCACACCUCCUUCGAGAUAAUGAAAAACAACCCAACAGCCAAUUAUACCAUGGCACCCAAAAUGGACCACAAAAUAUCUCCUUUUAUGAGAAAGGGGAUUUCAGGUGACUGGAAGAAUCAUUUCACCGUAGCCCAGUAUGAGAGAUUCGAAAAACAUUAUAACCAACAAAUGGAAGGUACUACAUUGAAGUUUCGAUCUGAGAUCUAAGGAAUGUCUCUUCUCCCUCCAAACUUCUGAAAUGUUUUGCAAGAAGAAAAACACCUAGCGAUAAUAUGUAUAGGCUUUGAGCUUCUGCAAGUGCAUGGUUUAGCAUUUUAUAAAGAUAUUACUGAGAAAAGUCCUAAGCAUUUAAAUCAGAAGAUGUAAAGAAUGAUUGUCCAAGAUUUCCUAAUAAACUGUCUGCUCAAAUGUUUAUAUUAUCUUAAAGAAUUAAAUCAUGAAACAAUGAUUUUAAAAGCACCCAAUUACACAUUUUCCGAUUGUACAAUGUUGUAACUAGAGUUGAACAAUGGGUCCUUGUCCAGAAUCAAAA
Messenger RNA from Sarcophilus harrisii (Tasmanian devil), 928 nucleotides. Its product is annotated as sulfotransferase 1 family member D1-like. Gene Ontology annotation, cellular component: cytoplasm. Lineage: Eukaryota; Metazoa; Chordata; Mammalia; Dasyuromorphia; Dasyuridae. Gene Ontology annotation, molecular function: sulfotransferase activity. Gene Ontology annotation, biological process: sulfation. The record is from RefSeq and is a predicted model, not a curated record.